GAGGUAAUUAAUAUUUUGUUCCUUAUCUUCGCGUCAUGUGCGUUUACGACUGCAAAUAAUAAUGAGACUAAAGCAGCUGAGAAUUUUAAUUUGACUCGCAUCGUCAUAGAGGCAAUUCUUUAUUGUGGACCAUCUUUUGUCUGCGACAAAUCCUAUCUAGCCCACUUUAAUAUUUCAUACGAUGCCGAAACGAAAUUCAGCGCCUGUGGCCCAUGUCAUUGUAACGAAGCUUGCGACAUGACCACAAACGAAUGUUGCCCUGAUGUAUAUUUCAAAUAUGGCUACAUGAAAUGCGAAGACCUCUCUUUAGUCAGAGGAAACAGACAGCCAAAAUUUUAUUCUGUCAUUAGUACAUGUCAAGGGGAUACUACUUUUAAUUUGUCCAGAAACUGUUCUCUCGAGCGAUCAUCAGAAGAGCUUAUUCAAACACCGCCCGUGACGAGCGAUAUCUCUAGAAGAACUUACAAAAAUAGGUAUUGCGCACUCUGUAAUAAUGUUACAGACUUUCAAGAAUGGACCUUUAAGUUGAAUUGUCAGAGAGCUACUGAUUUCAAUUACAUAUCAACAUACACGGAAAUCAUCCAACUGGCCAAAGACAGAAAUUGCGACAUUCACUUUUCUGCGACGUCUUUGUCUAUUCAAACGUGUCCCAUGUUAAACGAAAAAAUGAUUGCCUCGUGCAACGUAUCAGGAACCUGGCAAGUAUACGACGAAAUGAUAGAAUUAGCUUGUCUUAGCGGUUAUCACACUUCAGUAAAUGGUUACAUUGGAUUUUCAUAUCGUUACGGCUUCAAAAACAUUUUCUGUGCAAUGUGUAACCCCCCAAAAUUUGACCUAAAAAUGUACAGAAAAACUUGUACGGACACUAACAGUAUAUACUACGCUGCUUGCAAAAAUAACCCAAUUGUAGAGGCAAGUUUUCCGUUCAGGAACCACUUUUGUCUGACUUGCAACAAUGGUGACCAAAAAAAUGUUUUACAAGAAAUGCAUAUCGAAAAUAUUGAGGAGUCAUAUGAAACAUCAAAGGUGCAUCCAUUUGUCACAAAGUUAGGUUUCAGUUUUAAAAGUAAUUACCUGAAGGAGUAUGUAAACCGGAAGACGAGUGAAUGGUAUAACGUCACUCAGCAUUAUUCACAUCUAGUUUCAUUUCCUGUAAACGUUUCUCGUCUUGUGCGUUCAAACUUUGCUCUCUUGGGAGAAGGUUCUUGUAACAAGAACUUGUUACCAAAUUACACCAUACCUUUACAACGUACAUGCUCCUGUGAUAUUGGUUGCACGAUCGACUGCUGUGUCGACUUUGCUUUAAUACAGCCAUGGACUUGCAUUGAAGAUCAUUAUCCUUUCCAAAAUGUAGUACCUAGUUCAGAUGAUACUAGGUACUUGACAAUUGGGGGGUGCUUAAGAAAACACGACAAUGUCGAGCAUUUAUGUAUUAACCGUAACAAAUCUGACUUUUACCAAAUGCUUCCUAUUACAUCACACUUUGAACAUGGAGAAACGUAUGCCAACAUAUUUUGCUAUCUAUGUAACCAAAAUGAAGUUGAUGAUAAAUCAAUCGAGAGCAUUACCACUGAUACAAUGCUGUGGUGGUUGAUUACAGAAUGCAAAGGAUAUAUAAACCAUAAAUACUUUUCAAUGUUACAAGACUAUUUGAAUUUUGCUGAAUUGCAACACUGUUGCAUAAAAUUCAAACCCAUUUCAAAUGCAGUAUCCUGCAAGACUAAAAACUCAAGUUUGGAUAAUAACAGUAUAGUCUCCGAAUGUAAUAGCUUGUCACCGUCUGAUGAAGAUCUUAAAUAUGCUUGUGAAAAAGUUGAUGAAUAUCGGUUUCCAAAAAUGAAACUCAACGGAACAAUUUACAAAAACAAGUUCUGCAUUGCUUGCAACUCCAUCAAGACACAAAUAAGUGAUGCUUGUGAAGUGUCAAGCAAUUUAACCUCCCUGCUCAAUAAAGCUUGCCAAGAGUUUCCAAAAAUGGCCGUUUGUUCCAAUUACCGAAAUAUUUUUUGUGAAACAUGUGCCGUCGGAACUCUUUCAGAUUGUUUAUCAAUUGAUGAGGAGGAUGGAGGAGGGACUCAUCCAAUAGUGACUACCCCUCCUCCAAUCAGAGUUUUUUCAUUUCGUUCAAUGUUUUCUAUCUUGGAUUAUGACAAAGAACCUUCGAUCAGUUCUAACACUCUAUCCUGUACACCAGAUCAAGUCUAUGAUGGAUAUUACGACACCUGUCAGAAUAUCAGCUGUUUUCCUGGAAAGGUAAUGGCUAAUGGAAGCUGUCUGUCGAUACUUACUAAAACGACAAAUCUUCGAUAUACGAUUGCUUUAAAAACCAAGUUCAACAAUAUUCCAGUUUCGAACUUUUCGGUAUAUCAUCAUAUGAGAGAGAUACGUCAGUUUUUGAUAAAAAGAAUAACACAAAGAGUAAAACAUAAUUUUCUUGUUGAAAAUGUGUUAGUUGUUGCCUUCGUAAAAUGUAAUUCGAAAGUGACCAAAUCAUCUGAGUUCUAUGUUUACUUAAAUAUUUUCUUUCAGUCCUAUGUUAAUCGCCAAAAGCUCGAAGAUUCUUUGAUAACAUUUACAAACAGUUCAUUUGCAAUGCCUUUUCAUUACUCUAACAUCUGGAAUGUUCAACUGGUGGAAAACCAGUUUGCGCUAUUCCUACCAUCCUUAUUGUGGAAAUCCAACUCAGAAAAUAGCUGCUGGCUUUUUCCAGAGGAGUUGAAACAUGGUGAUCCUGUUUUCCGCAAUGUUUUUGUUGAUUCUCUUUUAACGUGUCCUCAAAUACUUAUGAAAGGCAAUGCAUUUGGAGUCACGUGGGAAAAUAUCAAAACCGGUUUUUCGUUCGAAGGACUAUCUUUGAAUUUUCAUCAAUUCAAUAAUUUCGACGGUAAUGGAAAGAGAGUCUGUGUUCGAGACAUUCAACAUUACAUUGAACAUUAUCAAAAUUUUCAAAAUGAAGAUAUUGGUAAGAUACUAUUAACAAUCCUAACCAUCGUUUGCAUAGGAAUUUCUCUAGUAUGUUUAGUGUUAACAUUUGCGACUUAUAUGACCUUCCCGAGCCUAAGGACUAUUCCUGGACUAAACAACGUGUUUCUUAUAGUCUCGUUAUUUACAGCACAAAUAAUGCUUCUAGUUCGACAGUUCUCCACUCAUGAGGACUACAGUACACUGACCAUUGUUGUUUCGGCUUUAACUCAUUUCUCAUGGCUGUCCACCUUCCUUUGGCUCCAAGUUUGUUCUUAUCACAUGUUUGUAGUGUUUACCUCCAAACUAAGAAAGGAAUCCCGAAAAGAUAGCCCAGAUAAAAAUGUUGUCAAGUAUGCAGUGUAUGCUUAUGGUGCGUCUUUAGCUAUCGUAUUGCUAAAUAUAGUUAUAUCUCUCAUCACAACUUCUGGAAGAGAUACAGGAUACGACAAAAUUUCUACAUUGUUUACAUACAAAAUUGCUUACAUUGUGACUUUUAUUGCUCCUUUAGUAUAUGUUUGUGCGACUAAUAUGAUAUUUUAUAUUGCAACCAUAUACAAAAUAAAAUCAUGCCCACACGUCGAUAACACUUCGGGUAAUAGGGUCCACUUUGCAGUGUAUAUCAAAUUGUUUUCGCUUACAGGUCUUACAUGGAUUUUGCAGAUUAUAGAUGCGUUUCUUGUCGUUUCGGUUCUUUCGUAUUUCGUGACUGUUUUGAACGGCUUACAGGGAUUGUUUAUCUUUAUUAGUUAUGUGUGUAAUAUCAGAGUUAUGAAAAUGUGGAGAAAAAUUUGUUCGCCUUCACUAUUUAGACCAACUCAUUCACAACUUACGUCAGAUAAAUCUGAAACUACAUCCCUUUAAAAUUCUAGUCUCGAAUUAGAGUGUUUAUUUAAUGUUGUCUUUUCGUCUUGUGAAGAAUAUAUUUGGGGGUCAUGAUUUAAAAGUGGUUUUAUGGUCUAGUUUUUUGUUUUAGUUUUAGUAAAAUUGUGCAAUUCAUGUAUGUCCAAGAACACAAUCAUAAAUCUUUUGAUUUUACAUUACGUUGUAAAUCAGUUUCAAUUUGUAUAGCAUACUCGUACUUUUAUGCAUCUAUACAUUCAGUGAAAAAAAAUUGGUUGAAAAGAUAUUAUAAAACUAAAAUAUUUGAAUAAAUGGUAAUCGAUCUUUAUUUGAUUUUAAUUGGAAUUUAAUUAGCAAUUUGUAAAAUUUGUAUCUGUAUUUUAUUUUCCUGAUAUGUCCAUAUACUGCACCUUUUGCAGUUACACGGUUUAAUCAUAUAUAAUUGUAUUGUCCAGGUAAUCAUCCUUGCAUUUUGCUUCCGUAUAGGUAAAAAUGUUAAAAUCAACCUUGCAAAAGUUCUGCGACCAUAUUUGAGAAAAUAAUUAAUUGAUACUCCGCAUUUUAUUUUUAUUUAUAAGUCCUACUUUUAUGUUUUACUCAUUGAUUUUGAACAUCAUAUGUGGAUCAUUGCAUUUGAAUUUGAUAAAGAUUUUCACAGGGUUGGAUGUUUUGCAAUGUUUUCGAUAUCUCUAGUUUAUUUUUGGAAUUAUAAGAGAUAUGUUGUUUUAGAUAAAUAAAAAUGAAUGAGA
Molecule: messenger RNA, 4553 nt
Organism: Magallana angulata
Lineage: Eukaryota; Metazoa; Mollusca; Bivalvia; Ostreida; Ostreidae
Exons: 2
Coding region: 238-3825 (1195 amino acids)
Biological process (GO): G protein-coupled receptor signaling pathway; cell surface receptor signaling pathway
Cellular component (GO): membrane
Molecular function (GO): G protein-coupled receptor activity
Source: RefSeq, a predicted model, not a curated record